AUGACAGUGCCAUUUCCCGAUUUUCCAGAAUCUGUACCUACCGCUCCACUAGUUGUAAUCGAUUACAAUCUUCUUGUUCAGAAAGAUCCUGAAGAACUUAACAGGCUUUUCAAAGCUUCUACGGAUCUAGGAUUCUUCUACCUCAAAGUAGGCGCUCAACUCGAUCCAAUUCCAAUCUUUACGCUCGCCGAAUCAGUCUUUGGGCAGUCAUUAGACACCAAAAUGAAAUACGCAAUGGAUGGAAAGAAUGGAGUCUAUUUCGGGUACAAGGCUGUUGGAUCCACGUACACCGACAAAAAAGGUACGCCAGAUAUGAUCGAAUUUUGGAACAUUGCAAAGGAUGAGAUCCUCAUGCAAGACGCGACUGACCAUCCUAAGCCCAUCCUCGACGCUAAAGAAGUCCUGAAACAGUUCAUAAUUAAGUCCCACGAUAUCGUACUUGUCAUUCUCGAAAUAUUGUCAACAAAGCUGGGCCUGGAUCCACAUGCUCUUCCCGACUUGCACCGCUUGACACAUCCAAGCGGCGAUCAGUUGAGAUUAACAAAGUCCAUUAUAUGUCCUUUCCAACAGCAACUUUCGCCGCAUGUGGCUUUGGGCGCGCACACCGACUUCGGGUCAGUGACUAUUCUGUUCAAUCGACUCGGAGGCUUGCAGGUCUUGAAACCGGAUGGGGAAUGGACAUACGUGCGCCCGCUGCCCGAUCACGCUAUUGUCAAUCUUGGCGAUGCCAUGGUCAAACUUUCUAACGGUCUCUUAAAAUCGAACAUCCAUCGUGUCGUGGCGCCACCUUGGCUCAGUGUAGAAGACGAAGUGGUCGAUCGGUUUAGUGUGGUUUACUUUUCAAGACCCGAGAACGAUGUUCAUAUGACGAGUCUUCUAGGUCAUGGGGAACAAGAGCAAGACGCAGAUCAUGUGCUAACGGCCCAAGAAUGGAUCGCGAGAAGAGUCAAAAAUUUUCAAACAGCAAAUUACAAAGAUGAGACGUCGUACGAGAUGCGUAAAGGGACAGAAGGAAAUCGUGAUGAUGGUGUUUAUGUAUAA
Messenger RNA from Didymodactylos carnosus, 1041 nucleotides. NCBI's taxonomy places the organism in Eukaryota, Metazoa, Rotifera, Eurotatoria, Philodinida, Philodinidae. The record is from the annotation of a GenBank genome assembly.